ACAUAGCGGCGGCUAGGCUAGCUAAGUCCUUCCGGUAGGUCAAUUCAGCGCAAUACAAAAGUUUAUUACAAACUAUCAGCCUUCUGAUUCCCUUCAGUCAGCCCAGAAACAUCGCUCUUUCAGUAAAACACCAAAACUAACGCUGCUUAUCCUAGCACGCCCGUUACUGCUCAGUAGAAAAGUGGAGAAAUGGACUUAAAGAGCUGCUAAACAGAGAGAGAGAGUCCGAGAGGAAGCAGUAACCGACCAUCUUUCCUCUCUCCCAGCAAUAACAAGAGCGGAGAGGCUCCGAGCGGCGCUUCAGUCUGCAGUUUCUGCAGUUUAUCCUCUCUUUCUUCCGCACAAACACACAGAACUGCGCUUUUCUGGCUUUCGGUCUUUUUAUCAGACCUGAACCGAGACCCGGGGAACCCAGAGAGUCCUCCAGCGGCAGCCUCCCGGAGCCCAGCGCCAGUAGAGAGUCUGUUUAAAAUUUUCUUGCAUUUCUAUUUUCAUGUUUCCAACAGGUUUACCUUCCCCUAAUCCCCCGCCGCCGACCCAAGAGUCCAGACCGCCCGUUUCGGAUGUCCGCAGCGACAGCGGCUUAACGUCGCCCAAGAAGAGAAAGCUCCACAGCGCCGAGAGGGAAGACCCCGUCGAGCCCGUGCCGUCCUCCCCCAGAGCCGCCUGCCAGUCCACCGCAGCCGCCGCCGCUGCUGCAGCGUCGUGCACGGCCAACUCGACGCAGCACAUCCAGAAGAAGCUGAGGUUCGAGGAGCCGCUGGAUCUCCUCGGGCUGGAUGUGAAGAUGGCCGAGGACUCUCCCACGGCGUCCUGCUCCAAGGCGAAGAGCGCGCUGCUGGCCGCGGGGGUCGCGCACCACGCCAACGGCCUCACAAAGUCCGCCGGCUCCGCAACCUUCACCAACAGCAAGCCGGGGGCGGCCAAGAAGCUGGUGAUCAAGAACUUUAAGGAAAAGCCAAAAUUGCCAGAAAAUUACACACAUGAGACCUGGCAGAAGUUGAAGGAGGCGGUCGAGGCCAUACAGAACAGCACUUCAAUAAAAUACAAUCUGGAGGAGCUCUAUCAGGCUGUUGAGAAUCUGUGUUCCCAUAAGAUUUCUCCCAAACUCUAUAAACAGCUGAGAGCAGUGUGUGAAGAUCACAUCAAGGCUCAAAUCGAUCAAUUCAGAGAGGACUCCCUAGACAGUGUGCUUUUCUUGAAGAAGAUAGAUAAAUGUUGGCAAGAUCACUGCAGACAAAUGAUCAUGAUUAGGAGUAUAUUUUUGUUUUUGGAUCGCACAUAUGUUUUACAAAAUUCUAUGCUGCCAUCUAUCUGGGAUAUGGGACUGGAGCUGUUUCGUUUCUACAUUAUCAGUGAUUUGAAAGUGCAGAGUAAGACGAUUGAUGGGAUCCUGCUGCUUAUCGAGAGGGAGCGCAGUGGGGAGGCUAUAGACCGCAGUCUCCUGAGGAGUCUACUGAGCAUGCUCUCUGACCUGCAGAUUUAUCAAGACUCAUUUGAGCAGCGUUUUCUGGAGGAGACGAAUCGACUGUACGCUGCUGAGGGUCAGAGGCUCAUGCAGGAGAGAGAGGUGCCGGAGUAUCUUCAUCAUGUCAACAAGCGUUUGGAGGAGGAAGCAGACCGAGUCAUCACAUACUUGGACCAGAGCACACAAAAACCCCUCAUCGCCACUGUAGAAAAACAACUGCUUGGUGAACACCUGACCGCAACACUUCAGAAAGGCUUGAAUCACCUCCUGGAUGAGAAUCGUAUCCAGGAUUUAUCUCUGCUGUAUCAGCUGUUCAGUCGGGUUCGAGGUGGAGUGCAGGUUCUGCUGCAGCACUGGAUCGAGUACAUCAAGGCCUUCGGUAGCACAAUAGUCAUCAACCCUGAGAAAGACAAGACGAUGGUGCAGGAGCUGCUGGACUUCAAGGAUAAGGUGGACUCCAUCAUCGACGUGUGCUUCAUGAAGAACGAAAAAUUCGUAAACGCUAUGAAAGAAGCUUUCGAGACCUUUAUUAACAAGCGGCCGAACAAACCUGCAGAGCUCAUAGCAAAAUAUGUUGAUUCAAAGCUCAGGGCAGGAAAUAAAGAAGCCACAGACGAGGAGCUCGAGAAGAUGCUGGACAAGAUUAUGAUCAUAUUCAGGUUCAUUUAUGGUAAAGAUGUGUUCGAGGCCUUCUAUAAGAAAGAUUUGGCGAAGAGGUUGUUAGUUGGGAAAAGUGCCUCUGUAGAUGCAGAGAAAUCAAUGCUGUCAAAACUAAAACACGAAUGUGGAGCUGCAUUUACGAGUAAAUUGGAAGGAAUGUUCAAGGACAUGGAGCUUUCAAAAGACAUCAUGGUGCAAUUCAAACAGUACAUGCAGUGCCAAAAUAUCCCCGGUAACAUUGAGCUGACGGUGAACAUCCUCACUAUGGGUUACUGGCCAACAUACGUCCCCAUGGAAGUGCAUUUGCCUCCAGAGAUGGUGCGACUGCAGGAAAUCUUUAAGACUUUUUAUCUGGGGAAGCACAGCGGAAGGAAACUUCAGUGGCAGUCGACGUUAGGACACUGUGUAUUGAAAGCAGAAUUUAAGGAGGGAAAGAAGGAGCUUCAGGUGUCGCUCUUUCAGACGUUAGUUCUGCUCAUGUUUAACGAAGGAGAGGAAUUUUCCUUGGAAGAGAUUAAGCUGGCUACAGGAAUUGAGGAUGGCGAGCUGAGGCGUACGCUGCAGUCCCUUGCCUGCGGAAAGGCUCGAGUUCUCACCAAAAUCCCCAAAAGCAAAGAUGUAGAAGAUGGAGACAAGUUCUCUUGCAACGAUGACUUCAAACACAAGCUCUUCAGGAUCAAGAUCAACCAGAUCCAGAUGAAAGAAACUGUGGAGGAGCAAGCUAGCACUACAGAGAGAGUCUUCCAGGACCGGCAGUAUCAGAUCGACGCCGCCAUCGUCCGGAUCAUGAAGAUGAGGAAGACCUUGAGCCAUAAUCUGCUGGUGUCUGAGGUCUACAACCAACUCAAGUUCCCGGUCAAGCCUGCUGAUUUAAAGAAGAGGAUAGAGUCACUCAUUGAUAGGGACUACAUGGAAAGAGAUAAAGAAAACCCCAAUCAGUACAACUAUGUGGCUUAGAGAUACAGACGAAUGGAUGUACGAGUGAAUAGGUGGAUGUAUGAAAGGAAAGAAGAAGAAGAAGAGUGGAGAAUCCCAAGAAAGAAAGUGGAGGCUGUUCUCAGUGCAGAACUUACGGAAUAAAAAUCAUCUUUGCUCCAGUUGAUGUUAAAUUUACCCUCUCUAACCCAGCGACCUGCAACUGAAUGGAUAUUACUCCGUCAGCUCUCGUCAGGGGUGUGUUCUCCACUGGACUGCAUGCCCAUUAGAGAAAAAAUAUAUUGUUCAGUUUGAGAGCUUUUCAGUAAGAAUCGGACAAUCCCAGACACACACUUACUUAUUUUUCUUUUCUUUCUUUCAUUUUUUUAUUUACUAAAAAGAAAACUGUAUUUAUUUUCAGUAUUGGUCUCAAGUCCAUUUGUUUAUGGCAUCAUUUCUCUGUUUACUUUUAAGUCACAUUUCCUUUUAAAUCACGGUGUAUCCUGUGCAAAAUGUUCUUAUCACGUUUGGGGGGAAAAAUGGAGAAAGAUUACUAAUAAAAUGAGACAUUUGUUCGGUCAGUGUUGUAUUAGGUAUGCAUAUAUUUUAACAUGGAGAAUCGGAUUUGCUCUCACUUGUUUUAAUAGGGAAGUUCAUUCAUACAUGCAGCAGCAGCACAGUUUAAAAGUCCUCACAGUUUGAGGUUCCAGGUGCUUUUCAAAAGGGUGAACACUAAACAACUGAAGCUGGGAUGGGGAAAAAAUAAUCGAUUGUGCCAAAAUAGAGAAAAGAGAGGAUUUGUUUUGCCAUAGUAUUCGUUCAUGCAUUAAACACUAACACAUGUCAGUGCAUCCACUUUUUUUUCUAUGUUUUUCUUUAUACUCAGAUUUUUGUGUUUUUUGUUUCUGUUCAUUUUUGUGUAUAUAUAUAUAUAUAUAUAUAUAUAUAUAUAUAUAUAUAUAUAUAUAUAUAUAUAUAUAUAUAUAUAUAUAUAUAUAUAUAAUACACAAACAUUGCAACCAACUAUUAGGAUGGUAUUCUUGCCACAGAACUAAAAUAUAGACACAACCGCUGUUAUUAUUAUUAUUAUUAUUAAUACUAUUUUUAAUAAUUAUUUUCUGUUACAAAAAAGGUCUUGCUUAGACCCCACAGAUUGAAAUGCUGUGAAAUCUGUAAACUGGCCCACAAAUUAGAAUCCAGAAUCUCUGCCCAACAGUCUCUAAAGCACAACGUUGCACUUAUAUUAUCGUAGUGUCUCCAAGUUUGUACCCCCUGACCUUCUGAAACAGGCAUAUUACACUGAGAAUCUCCUGUACGGCAUCACUGGAUCAACAUGGAGUUGUUUGGAUAAAUCAUGCCGAAGUGGUCGGCUGUCUGAAUAAGUUUACCUGUUUUUAUUUGCUUCAGAUUAAACAAGUGUACAUGUU
Messenger RNA from Astyanax mexicanus (Mexican tetra), 4470 nucleotides. It is a transcript of the gene cul4b, whose product is annotated as cullin 4B. Gene Ontology annotation, molecular function: ubiquitin protein ligase binding. Gene Ontology annotation, cellular component: Cul4B-RING E3 ubiquitin ligase complex. The record is from RefSeq and is a predicted model, not a curated record. NCBI's taxonomy places the organism in Eukaryota, Metazoa, Chordata, Actinopteri, Characiformes, Acestrorhamphidae. The transcript has 20 exons. Gene Ontology annotation, biological process: ubiquitin-dependent protein catabolic process; DNA damage response; protein ubiquitination. Bases 494 to 3085 code for a protein of 863 amino acids.